Eriocheir sinensis (Chinese mitten crab) is the source of this 3283-nucleotide messenger RNA. RefSeq names its product diacylglycerol lipase-beta-like. Lineage: Eukaryota; Metazoa; Arthropoda; Malacostraca; Decapoda; Varunidae. The record is from RefSeq and is a predicted model, not a curated record. Bases 383 to 2452 code for a protein of 689 amino acids. Gene Ontology annotation, biological process: lipid metabolic process. The transcript is spliced from 17 exons.
CAGAAAUGUGGAAAUACAGUUUAUUCUUGAAUACCAAAGGCUUGGGUAAACACUUGACAGUACAAUGCACUUCCAUCUGAGAGGUCUUCAUUGAGUGGUUCUUUAAUGUAAAGUACUACGUAUUCAGUUCCUGACACACACAGCUGCGCCUAAAAUAUCUGACAGUAAUCCCCAUUCUCCUCAUCACUUUCCACUCUCCCUACAUAAUGAAAAUCAGAGUUAACUUUCUUGCCAGAAAAUCUAAUGAGAACAAAGUUGUCCUCUAUUCUCAAUGUUUGCUUUCUUCUGGUGCUUUUCAUUCUUCUUCCUUAGAAAUCUCAACCAGUCACUGCCAGAUGUUAAAAAAAGAAGAAGAGUAAAUUGUUGUAGGUGAAGAGGAAAGAUGCCGGCCCUGGUGGUGUUCAACAGGCGAUGGAGAAUAGGCAGUGACGACCUUGUCAUUCCUGGCAUUGUAGAGGUUUUUCUUCGGGCUGGAUGGUUGGGCUUAACCACUGCCAUCUUCAUUCAACAUGAGUCAGACACAUCGAGAUGCUCCAGUGGAAGCCAUCUGCUGCGUCUCUUCCUCCUGGGCAGCCUGGUGCUUCUGGGAGUGACUUUAAUUAUCACAGUGAUGCUGGUAGUCCAUAGUUCCCGGGGUACUGUUGUCAUCACACUUCCCAGGAAGCAUGUCCCUGCCCUCAUUGUUACCAGGGUUGUCUUUGGGAUUCCUGAGAUAAUGUGGAAUGUCAUUGGGUCAAUAUGGAUUCUCACUGGGCAAAUUGAAUGUGAACCAGACACUGCUUUACCAAUCCUCAUGAAAGCUUUGGUCAUUUAUACAUGGGUGGCAGUUGCCCUCAUCCUGCUGGGCAUUUUGCUGCUCUUUGACCCCAUGAAGCGACCAUCCAGGCAAGGGGUAGUUGAUGGUGGAGUCCUUGGAAGCCAUUACAUUCAACUGUGGGAGAAGCGAUGUCGCCUCCUGUGCUGUGUGCGAUCCCAUGAUGACAACAUCUCGGAGGCAUUCAAGAAUGUGGCAGAUGUUUUUGCCUCUCUGUUUGAGGACCUUGACCUGGUGGCAUCCGACUUAGCAGCAGCAUUAGUGCUUUUGCGCCUUAAGAGAAAGUAUGAGGAACAGAGAGAAGAGUCUUUCAGAAAAAUAGAUCGUCAUCUUCCCAUCAGCAGAUCUUUAACAGCUAGCAUUGGAACUCUGCAGGAUGAAGGAGGAUUGCCUUAUCAGCAGUCCCCACGUCCUGAGUGGAUGAAGGUUGGUAGUGCAUAUCACUUCAUGAAGUUUGCUAUGGCCUCCUAUGGCUGGCCAUGGUUUAUGUAUCGCAACAUCUGCCAGGGCUGUUGCUCCCUCAAGUCACACCUGCAGUGCUGUUCCUGUUGCAGGUCCCCUCCAUCGUACGUGAUGCAGGACAACUGUUGUCUGUGCCACACAGCAGCACUUAAGGCAGUGACUGGGCUCUCUGAGGAGAAUAUUACUUACAUCACAUUCCACAACAAAAUUUAUGAGGUUCCAUUCUUCGUUGCCAUAGAUGAUGAGACUCAACAUGUUGUGCUGGCCAUUAGGGGCACCCUCUCCCUGCAUGAUGCCAUCACAGACCUGAAUGCCCAGUGCACCUCGGUUGACUGUGAGGGUCUACCAAUAGGAUGCAUGGCUCACAAGGGCAUGGUGGAAGCUGCUCGGUCUGUUCUCAUAAGGCUGGAUGAAACUAGAGCCUUGUCAGAGGCCUUAUCCCGCAGUGGCUAUGGCUUAGUGAUCACUGGUCACAGCUUAGGAGCAGGGACAGCAGUAGUGUUGGCUGCCCUCCUGAGGCCUCGAUACCCAAACCUCAAAUGCUUUGCCUUUUCACCACCUGGAGGACUCUGUUCCAGGGAAUUUUCUCAAGCUACCCAGUGUUUUGUAAUGUCGGUGGUGGUUGGUGAUGACCUGGUCCCACGCCUCUCCAUGAACUCCCUCCAUGACCUACGUCACAAGAUAAAGUGUGUUCUGGAUACCUGUCCCCAGCCUAAGUAUCGUGUGUUGGCACAAGGAUGCUGGUACAUGCUGUUUGGUAUAUCAGAAUCUUCACUCCACUCUGCGUCUCUAGACAGUCCUGCUCAGGAUCGCCCCCUUUUGGAAGGCGGUGGCAAUUCUUAUACUUACUUUAAUCCAGUGUUUGGCUUUCAUGAGGAACAGGAGAGUGUAGAUGAUGUGCGGGUGACCUUCUCCGAGCCAAAUCCCCAGUGCCCCCAAGUCCCCAGACACACGGAGACUCCACUGUUCCUACCUGGAAGGAUUCUUUACUGCUUCCCUAAUCUGCCAGAGGAGGACAGGUUGGAGGGCAGUGUGGGUGAAUGGGAGUUCACUUGGGGCGAGCCCAAGGAGUUCUCACAAAUCCUUAUCUCGCCCUUCAUGAUGCGGCAUCACUUUCCCCCAGUGGUGCUUUCUGCCCUCAGGGAUGCAGCGGUCCAGGCUGCAGACCCCAGUUAAUAAGAUGUGCUGAGGGACCUUCCCUUUACAAAUUUUUCUCAGUAGAUGAGUGAACAGCAAAGAUGCUCUUUUGUAUGUGGUGAAACUAUUAUAUAUAUAUAUAUGACUAACCAUUGUCAGAAAAGUGUGAUGGUGACAAAGUAUUUUGUACUCACUUUAGGAACUGUAGUCUUAAUAUAAUUAUAUAAUUACUGUAAAGAUUUAAAUGAGUUGGUAUUUAGGUCAUGUGAAAUGAUCUCAGGGAGUCUUGGCAGAUUUGACCCAAGGAAGAGUAUUGUUUAUGAUGCAUUUUAUCCACAAUGGUUUACUACCAGUUUAAGGUUGUGUAUGUAGUUGUGCUGACAGAACAUAAUAUCAAGUAUAUAUAUUGUUGCUUUUAAUACUUUCAGAACUUAAAUAAAAUAUUUAUAUGUGUUCACAUUUUUCAGUAAAUACUUCAAUUUUCUUUUCAGUCUACUGCAAAUCAAUAAGGUUUCAAAUGUUUGAAUGUACAUGAAAUAUUAAAUUAGUAAACAUGUGUGGAUUAUAUUUAAUUAAAUAUACAAGCUUCACACUACAGUAGUUCCUGACGUAAGAUAGCUACCUUUUUUCAGCCAUUUUCUGUUAGUCAGUUUAGCAAUACAUGGGAUUAUGUAUUUUUAUCUCAGUGUUAGAUUUCAUAAAUACUUCUCAGGUUUCAUUUUCUCUCAGAAUCCAUAAGCCUAGACCUUAAAAUUUCCAUUCUUUUAUUCCAGUGUCUUGUAAUGUUAUGAAGCCUUUUGUAGUUAUAUAUAAUUAGUAAUGGUAAUGAUAACAAAGUAAUAAUGAUAACAAUAUGAUAAUUAUAAUAAA